Chiloscyllium plagiosum (whitespotted bambooshark) is the source of this 1763-nucleotide messenger RNA. RefSeq lists its product as uncharacterized. The record is from RefSeq and is a predicted model, not a curated record. Lineage: Eukaryota; Metazoa; Chordata; Chondrichthyes; Orectolobiformes; Hemiscylliidae.
CAGCUGCUGUACUGUAAACAGAAGCCGGAACCGUGAUAAAUCUUCCAUUCUUCAGAUCCAAUGGGCGAGUGACUAAACGCAACAAAACCCCUCGUCGAGACAAAAUCAGCCAGGCGCAGACCUGAAAUGGCCGAGUAGCAAUUUGAUGCUGAACCAAUUUGUAUAAUUUAAUUUUUCUUUAGUCCAGACUACGCAGCAAAUCACCCAGCAUUUACCCACUGAAGUGCUGUGACUGAACAUUGUGGGAUUAGGCACUAAGCCAAACACAUUGGCGGAUCGAUUCCAACAUAACUUUGCCAUUCGAUUACCUGAUUUGUUUAUCAGGAGUGUCUUAACUGUCCAUUUGGAAUAUUUUUUCUUUGAAGUUGAGUCGUGGUUUUGAAAUUAUAAUUUGACCUGUCACGGGAGCGGAGUUCAAAAGUUAAAGUGAAGCUGAUUUGCAUGAGGCAACCUGUUGUGUGAACAUCCCAAACGACUGACAACACAAGAAGACGAUUGAGUUCAGGUCCGGGAUCGCACAACAAGGACAAAACAGUGUUUCUUGAGGAUUGGAUUGCAGGACGACCUACAUACAGCAGGGAGCAGACAGGUUUGGAAGAAAAAUCGUCUGGAAUUGGCUUUUACAGGUUAAACCAGUGCUUAUCAAGUAAGGAUAUACCCAUGGAGCCAAAAGGUAGUUUUAUCCAAACAAGUGGAAGGAGUAACACUGAAGAAGAGGCAAUGACAUUGAGCAAGGAAGAUGAAUUCUUACGCCAUUUGUCGCAAGAGGAAAAAGAAUGCCUCAGUUUUUUGAUUGAAACCAUUGACUCAUUAGAGGUGGAAUUGGAGCAAGAUGAUGAUGAAGGGCUGGCAAAGGGGGAUGCUACUAUCAGUGACGGUUUUUAUGAGUUUCUCGGAAUGGUAUGCAGCACUCGACAAACAGAAGAUACAGCAAGCGCAGAUGUUGCAGCUCCCUGUGACAGUAUUGGAAUAAUUGGAAAUGUGGAUAUAAUCACCGCUAGCCCGCCUGCUCAAGUGAUCAGUAACAGAGACACAAAGUCAAAUUCUGUGGUUGAUACAACACCCAACCAAACAGCAGCAUUCAAAGACAGCAAGCAGGGGAAGGAGUCAAUGAGGCAUCAAGGAUCUGAAACGAUAAUAGCAUUGGAAACCAAACCCUCAGACCAGUCCAAAGCGACUCCAUCUGAUGAACAAAGUUCAUCCAGAACACUUACUUUGCUUCCUGCUCAUUCUAAAAAGUUUGACACCAUUUUGAGGUCAGGGGUAAGUGUGCAGGAGCUCCGAGCCCAAGUUCUAGCCCGUCUUAGUGGGUCUAGCCAGAAGAAGCCAAGUGGUCAGAUGGAGAGUUUGGCUUCCCAGUCCGACUCACUCCGAUUGCUUGGAAGGCCUGAGCAAAAGGCAGCAAGGCAAGAUGCCCUUCAAAGAUUAGGACUGGUGAAAUUUACUGGAGGCUUGUCUAACAGCAACAACCCCUCCAUCUUGCAACCUUUUGCAACAGAAGGAACUCAACAGUUAAAAUCUUCGCAAUCACCAAAAGAAACAGGUCAUAGAGAAUCUUUGAAAAAGUUGGGUCUUUUAAACCUGGGAUCUUGAAAGGUUUUACAGAAAGCUGCAGAAUUAGAGGACUAUAGGUAACUGGCGAUAUAUUAUUUUUCUAAAAAUUCUCUGCUUGUGCAGCCACUGGUCAGUUAGUUGCUGGUUGGCUUUCUCAAUAAGUUUCCCUGCCCUCAAUAAGGCCAAUAAAAUGUGUCAAGUGUGCAGCC